UUUACCAGCGAAGCGAGCAAAAAGAACAUUUACAUCGGUCCCCACCGGCCCCCUACCAAGUCAAGUCUUCCGUUUAACGCUGGCGUCCAGCUCUCUUGCGAUUCUAUCCGCGCUUUCAACGAUCGAAUAAAAAUACAAGAAAAUAGAGGACUGUGAACAGUCUAUUAAAUGCAAGCUGAUCGUAACUCAUCUUAGAACCAGCUGGAAAAAUAUUUUCUCUUGGAACAAUUAGAGCAAGAUUGUCUUAGUAAACGUCUUCAUUAUUUUAAACAGAAGCAGUUAUGAUGUGUCUGAGAUCACAAGGCAGAUUUCGAAUCCGUGCAGUUCUUUUGGGCGUGCUUAUUGGCGUGGGAAUGGCAAGUGUUUUGGUUGUGUGGACGAACGAAGGUGUUUACAUGAAGGACCAUUCUGAGAUAGUGAAAGAUAAAGUACACUCACACAGAAGCGUGUUCAAAGCUUAUGGUCACGUCAAAACCAUCUUGUUUUUCAUUGGUUAUUCGCGCAGUCGCCACACUUUACUUGGUUCUUUACUGGAUGCUCACCCGCACAUGGUUAUAGCAGACGAAACAUCAGCUUUUGGCAGGUGGAGCUCAAAUCCACAUAAAUGGAUAAAUAGUUCAAUAUACAAAUAUUAUAACACUUUGUUCGCGUCUUCAAAACGUGUUGUCAGUAAGGGUAGAAGGUCUCAAGUGUUUAAAGGAAGCGUUUCGAAGGCAACCUCUAAAUUCCGUUAUUAUGUACCAAACCAAUGGCAAGGAACCUUUGAACAGUACAUUGAGGUGAUUGGAGACAAGUCAGGCGCGUUUACAGCGUUUUCGAUGAACAGAAGGAAUGCGGUAGCAGCCGUUCAACUUUUAGAGGAAACUUCGGGCGCUAAGGUUAAGUUUGUUCACGUUGUGAGAAAUCCAUUUGACAACAUUGCGACCAUGGUCUUGCAGCACAAAGACAUCAAGGCACGGUAUGGAGAUCAUAAAGUAAAGGUAUGAUCGAAAUGGUAAUUUACUUUACGUAUGCCAAGGGAAUCAAGUUUUCGGGCAAACCCCGUAGGAUAUGGUAAUACGUUAGUUCGUAUAGUGUGAUCGUCUUGGUGAGUAGUUUUGAAAAGAACUCUUGUUGGUGGCUAACGUUUCGACAACUUGAGCAAAAGUGAUCUUCACAAUCAAGCGAGUACUAUUUGUUAGUCGAUGAUCAGUCUGGUUCCUUGAAACUGAUUGGUCAGUUUAGCCUUGGUGGUGUUGGCUGUAUGACUCGUGAAUUUAAGUUUGUCAACACCAGUCGAUUCUAGUAAGUUUCUAUCCGUCUAUUGUUAGUCAAUUUACGGCGGC
This is a messenger RNA of Orbicella faveolata, 1325 nucleotides long. RefSeq lists its product as uncharacterized. Gene Ontology annotation, cellular component: Golgi apparatus. NCBI's taxonomy places the organism in Eukaryota, Metazoa, Cnidaria, Anthozoa, Scleractinia, Merulinidae. Gene Ontology annotation, biological process: peptidyl-tyrosine sulfation. Gene Ontology annotation, molecular function: protein-tyrosine sulfotransferase activity. The record is from RefSeq and is a predicted model, not a curated record.